AUGCCUUUCCCCUCCAAGACGGCCCUCAUAACCGGCGCGACCUCGGGUAUAGGCCUCGCCCUUGCGGAGCGCCUCGUCGCCAACGGCACCUUCGUCAUCGCCGUCGGCCGCCGCGGCGACCGCCUCGACGCCCUCGUCUCUGCCCACGGCCCCGAAAAGGUCGCCGCGGAGCCGUUCGACGUCACCGACCUCGAUGCCCUGCCGGGAUGGGUCGAGAAGUGA
Messenger RNA from Colletotrichum spaethianum, 222 nucleotides. Its product is annotated as serine hydrolase-like protein. The record is from RefSeq and is a predicted model, not a curated record. The transcript has a single exon. The coding region runs from base 1 to 222 and encodes 73 amino acids. Lineage: Eukaryota; Fungi; Ascomycota; Sordariomycetes; Glomerellales; Glomerellaceae.